AUGGUUACGUCACCACGUUCUACAGCUGCAACACCUCGAUAUCAAUCUUCCAUGAAUCGACUGCUGCUCAUCUUCGUUACCUUUGGAUCCCUCGUUCCAGCGGCCCACUUGGGAAUAGCAUCUCACAGAAAGGGACACUGGCAGGCAGAAUUCCUUCGCCAUACAAAACGGAGCAUCCCCGCAAAGAGAGGUCCUCCAGAAGAUUGGGAGGGCAAAGUACCACUUGUUGUGACCAACAAAUGCGAAACGACAAUCUGGCCUGGCAUCGCCACCCAAUCUGGUACUGGGCCCGGAACUGGGGGGUUCGAAUUGGCGCCUGGAAAGAAUAAAACGUUAUGGGUUGCGCCAGAUUGGCAGGGCCGAGUUUGGGGGAGGACGAAUUGUACAGUCAAUGGUGAAUCGUGUGCUUGCAAGACAGGGGACUGCUUUUCUAAGCUUGACUGCGAGUUUAGCGGAGCAACUCCUGCGACACUUGCAGAGUUCAACCUGGCCGGAGGGGUGACUGGGAUGCAAACCUUUUACGACAUAUCUUUAGUUGAUGGCUACAAUCUCCCCAUGGGAAUCAACUACAUACCAGCCAAGAAUACAACAUAUAUCCCUCCAAAUCUGACAAACUGCGCGUGCAUUGCCACGGCGGGGUGGCUCUUCAGCCAGGCCAAGACAGGCACAGCGUACACCAACUCUACAUUCCCGGUCCCGUGGGAACCAGAUGAAACGAAUCAAAGCGUUGAAAACUGGUGUCCGUGGCCCAAUCUCGCCUUUCCUCCCACUAAGCCUGGAGACGGCGUAUACCCGUAUCCCGACGACAACAUCCAGCGGCCAGCAUUUUCACCUUGCAACAGUGCCUGUGCGGCAAGUGGCUCGGAUAAAGAUUGCUGUAUCGGAAGGUAUCACGACGCCAAUAUUUGCAAGCCAUCGAGCUACAGUAAAGCAGUCAAGGCGGUGUGUCCUGACGCAUACAGCUUUGCCUUUGACGACCAAAAGUCGACAUUUAUCGUUCCAAAGGGAGGUGGCUGGGAGGUGGUCAUUUGUCCGUCUGGUCGAUCGACUAAUAUUUUACGGCAGUUGGGCAAAGAGUUGUCUGAGUUGGCAAGUGGCGGCAGCCUGUCAAGACGGUCUAUAAGGAUGCUUCGGAACGUCACCUAUAUCGAAGCUGACAAGGGAGCAGCUGGCGGGCUGAUACCAUCGAACGGACUGACUGUUUCUUUGCUUGCUUCACUCAUUGCUUUUCUGAUGAUGGUAUGA
Molecule: messenger RNA, 1245 nt
Organism: Metarhizium brunneum ARSEF 3297
Lineage: Eukaryota; Fungi; Ascomycota; Sordariomycetes; Hypocreales; Clavicipitaceae
Gene: PR1A
Product: Pathogenesis-related protein 1A/1B
Biological process (GO): defense response
Cellular component (GO): extracellular region
Source: RefSeq, a predicted model, not a curated record